Molecule: messenger RNA, 1286 nt
Organism: Diachasma alloeum
Lineage: Eukaryota; Metazoa; Arthropoda; Insecta; Hymenoptera; Braconidae
Product: elongation of very long chain fatty acids protein 7
Exons: 5
Coding region: 216-1058 (280 amino acids)
Biological process (GO): fatty acid elongation, polyunsaturated fatty acid; very long-chain fatty acid biosynthetic process; fatty acid elongation, saturated fatty acid
Cellular component (GO): endoplasmic reticulum membrane
Molecular function (GO): fatty acid elongase activity
Source: RefSeq, a predicted model, not a curated record
UCCGCUGUGGAUGGGUGGGUCGGUGGGCCUUCAGUUUUCUUUCCCUCAACAUUCAACAAUAUUUAUUUACCAUUAACCCACGCAUCAAUGAAUAGACUAGUAUGAAAAAAUAGAACCCAUGUGAAGAAAUAGAAGAUAAAAAAUCAUAAUUUUUUUUUCUAUAAUUUAUAUCCGAUAGUGAGUUCUAACAGAGUGUUUGAUUCAGUGAGAACAACAUGGCGACAAUUAUCAAAUCUUUAAUAAGAUUGUAUCACUACAUCAAUGAUGAAGUUUCGGAUCCCAGAACGAAAGACUGGUUCCUGAUAACGACACCCUGGCCUGGGCUCGCUAUUCUCGGAUUUUACCUAUAUUUUGUGUUCACCCUCGGGCCAAGACUUAUGGCCAACAGAAAACCAUUCAACUUAGACAGAAUAUUACAUGUGUACAAUGUCGUGCAGAUUUUUGCUAGCGCCUACCUCGUCUACCGGGCUUUAACGUUAGCAUGGCUGAAAAAAUACAGUUUUGUUUGUGAACCCGUCGAUUACUCGGACAAUCCGGACGCAAUAGCGAUAGCAGCAUCAGUAUGGUUAUACUUCCUGUUAAAAAUAGUAGAUCUACUCGAUACAGUGUUCUUUGUUCUUAGAAAGAAACAAAAUCAAGUGUCAUUCCUUCACGUUUAUCAUCACACGGGUAUGGUAAUGGGUGCCUGGGGUGGUGUCAAGUAUCUACCAGGCGGCCAUGUCACAUUCUUAGGUUUGAUAAAUUCCUUUGUCCAUGUAAUCAUGUACAGUCAUUAUUUGGCAACAUCGUUGAAGCUUGGCAAGCCAUGGUGGAAGAAAUACAUAACGCAAAUGCAACUAGUACAAUUUUUUCUCAUUCUACUGCAUUUUUCACAAUUGAUAUGGGCCGAUGAUUGUGGCUUUCCACUGUGGCCAGCUGCCAUAUUCAUACCCCAGAAUCUCUUCAUGAUUGUUUUGUUCGGUGAUUUUUACUACAAGACUUAUAUCAAGAAGCCUGAAAAUGUUGGGCAGAAUGGGAUCAGCAAGGAAAUUGCAAAUGGUAAAACGAAGAGCCAAUAAACAUCAUCACUCGAUGGUGAUAUAGAACUGUAAAUUAGGUUUACAUAUUAAUUAUCAUUUAAUUCAUCAUCUCAAUUCUAAAUUUUCAAUUGGUUUGUAUUGUGAAUUAUCGGAAACUCAAUUUUUUGACAAUUUCAUACCAUCAACUGCUCAUGAUACACUACGUCAAACGCAUAAUACAUAGAAUCGAAACAAAUUACUAUAAAUAAACGAAUAAUCUAUUUCUGA